GGCAAUUCUUUCCUUCCCCAACACCGAAUUCGAGAUUCCUUCGCCCUCGCCAUCGCGCCCGAGCUCCCUUUGCCCUUUCCGGGGCCCCACCGGGACACCGAGUCUCGACGAAGCCGGGUGCGCGGACAUGGACGUGGACAUGGUCACGGACGCUGCGCAACCCGCACCGGGCCCGGCGCCAACGACACCCGCUUCUGCUGGAAGUCCGGGAACCCUCAAGCACGGGGAGCCCCGGCGGCGCAACCGGCCUGCGCUGUCAUGCAUCCAGUGCAGGACGCGCAAAAUCCGAUGCGAUCGCAACGAGCCGUGCGCCAGCUGCAUGAAGUCCAAGAUCGUCAAUUGCACCUAUGAAGAGGCUCGUCGCCCGAAGCCGCGGCUAUGGCGACUCUCCCCGGCACCGGCCGCCGUUCACCAUCCCGAGCUGUCCCCGACGUCAGCCGACGAGCGAGCGGCUGCCGGCUCGGCUUUCACCUUCAGGGACAUGGCAUUGCCGGCGCCGCCCCCAACCUCGAACCACUCAUGUGGUGCCGGUGCCGGCUCAGGUCCUGUGCCAACGCUCGGCAAGACUCCGGAACCCCGUUCAGCCGCGAGUCCACACUCGUUCCCGCAAAUGCACCAUGCCGACCCCGGCGCCGGCUCCGGGACCUCGGGCCCACUCGGGAAUACGGCCGCCCUUGCGGAGCGGGUCCGGCAGCUGGAACAGCAACUCGCCGAUGCAUUGAAACGCCCAGAUUACGGCUCACCCUCGGCCCGCCCGGCCCACCAAGCGUUAUCCCCGGAUCUUAGGCCCCCAUCCCGGCCGUCCAGGGUGAACUCCCUGAUGAACGGGGAAAAGCUCUUUCCCCUCGCCGUCAAUAUCGCCGCGCGCAUUGAAUCCGACAAGAACUGCGAGGCGCAUUUUUCCCUUCAAAAAUGUCGGGACCUGGGCAGCACCAUUCAGUCUACAAAGGCUUGGUCGUCCGCCCCGCUCCAGCUCGGCAACGCCAUUCCUCCCAAGGACGCUGCGCUUCGACUAGUGGACGCCUACUUUAGGACCUUCGAGAGCGUCUACAGGAUCAUUCAUCGGCCCAGCUUCUGGCAAGGUUAUCAGGAAUACUGGGAGAACCCAGCCACGGCCGAUCCUGCGUUUGUGGUGCAGCUCCAACUCUGCAUGGCCAUCGGAACCUGCUUCCAGGACGACGUAGUGGCGCUCCGCCGCUCAGCUAUCCAAUGGGUACGCGAAGCCCAAGUCUGGCUCGUCUCGCCCACUGAGAAGACUCUGGUCAGCUUCGCCGGCCUCCAGGUCAUGUGCUUGCUUCACAUGGCGAGGGAAACCUGCGGCAUCGAAGGCGACAUGGCCUGGAUAAGCGCCGGUUCGUUACUGCGGACUGCCAUGUUUCUCGGCCUCCACCGCGACCCCGACAACUUGCCUCACAUGUCUGUUUUUGGUGCAGAAAUGAGGAGACGACUCUGGGCGGCCGUCCUAGAAAUCGUGCUGCAAUCCAGCUUGGAUUCUGGGGCACCACCUCUCAUGAACUUGUCCGACUUCGACACGCGCCCGCCCUCGAACUACGACGACGACCAACUUGCUGAACACGCCAAAUUUCCAUCGAUACCCCGACCUCCUAACGCAUUCACUCAAACCACCGUCCAGAUCGCCCUUCUCCGGUCCUUCCCCGUACGGCUAGCCAUCGCCCAAUAUGUCAAUCAUUUCAGCUCACCUGCCACUUUCGAGGAGACUCUGAAGUGGAAUACCGAGUUGUCAAACGCUUGCCGGGCGCUCUCUGCCACUUUCCAACCAUUUUAUGAUCCCGCCGGGAUCCUUCCCAAACGCCUCUCUUUAUUCCAACUGCGCCUGGCAGAGCAUAUGGUGCAUCGCUUCUUCCUGGCGCUGAAUCACCCCUGGUUAUGGUCGGCCCAUAACAACCCGACUUACUAUUUCGCGCGCAAGAUGUGUGUCGAAACAUCUCUCAAGCUCUACCGAGCUAUUGCUACCGGAUCUCCCGCCGGAGACUCCGGAACCGCAAGUCAGUCUGAUGACUUCACGCGACUCGCCACAUGCGGAUACGGCGCCUUCCGGUCGGUUCCCACAUUAGCUGUGCUCACCAUUUGCCUCGAGCUCCUAUGGCAAGUCCAAGAAGACCGUUCCUUCCGGCAGAGCAUGAGUAUCGACCACCCGCAAGAUCGCCCAGCGCAGCCCGGGGGCAGCGACCCAGAUGUGGGCAGUUCCGUGGGAAUGGGCAUCGGCAGUGGUGCCGCGCCGCGACUGGAGCUAUUAGAGGCGGUGAAGUAUUCCAUCGGUUGGACUGAGCGGCGGGUACGGUGUGGAGAAACAAAUGUCAAGGGCCACAUUCUAUUCUCCGCGCUUCUUUGUCAAGCGCAGGCACUUCAGCGCGGCGCUUCGGACGCCGAGGUGGAGCGGUCGGUGCUGACUGUUGUUGGAGAGGAAUUGAGCCGCUGCUUGCUCCUUUUGCAGGACGCAGCCGGCCGGGACCCGUCUUUUGCGGCAAAUGGCGGCGAGGCAACUCAUGAUAAGAAGGGCUCAGGAUGGGGGGCCGCUUGGGGCCCUGAAGAUGCGUUACGAACACGCGGAUUCAACUCCAUUUUUAACAUCCACGACUCUGAAUUCUUUAUUAGCACCUGAUCCUCGAAGCAGGUUGCUCAACGCCGACUGUCACGCUGCAAGCACUCACCCGCCAAAGUCCGUGGCAACAACCCGGCAUUUAAGAAACAGGUUGCCGCGGGGUUACGAAUUACAACGAACUCCUACCGGCUUGCUCUUUCAAGAACGGCAUUCCCUAACCAGCACGGGAAACUGAUCCCUCCAUGUAUCAUCAGCACCUCUGAAGCCUCGACAA
Messenger RNA from Chaetomium fimeti, 2837 nucleotides. RefSeq lists its product as uncharacterized. The transcript is spliced from 3 exons. Gene Ontology annotation, biological process: regulation of transcription by RNA polymerase II; DNA-templated transcription. Gene Ontology annotation, molecular function: RNA polymerase II cis-regulatory region sequence-specific DNA binding; zinc ion binding; DNA-binding transcription activator activity, RNA polymerase II-specific. The coding region runs from base 128 to 2623 and encodes 831 amino acids. Gene Ontology annotation, cellular component: nucleus. Lineage: Eukaryota; Fungi; Ascomycota; Sordariomycetes; Sordariales; Chaetomiaceae. The record is from RefSeq and is a predicted model, not a curated record.